UCACUGCAAUGAUUGUUAAAAAACUGCUUCCCGCCUCAGUAUAGCAGUAUCACUUUCAUGAAGUACAAGUGAUCUUGGAAUAGAGGAUUCGAAUACACAAAGAUGGAUCUGUGAAGUGCGGGCUUAUCCCAGUACGGUAAUUUAAUAAUUUUAGGACUGCAGGAGCUUGACAUUGAGGUAACAAAGACAGAAUUAUUGAUAUCGACAUGAUUGAAACGAGUAAGGAGAAGUCGACGUCGCCUACGGCGAUGACGAGAGAGCGAAUAAUAUGUCUCAAGGUAUGGAUACCCCUCGGCGUCGUCGUCAUGGUGGUCGUCGAAGUCCUCUUCGGUCUGCUGAUCGUGGCUAAGCUCCCGUUGGGUGUCGAGCUAAGUGGUAGGAUGACGAGAUGGAUGAAGGCCCCCGAGCCCACCAGUCCACAACCUGUCUCUGCAUGCGACAAGAUUAUUUUUCGGCCCUUUCAGUCUCUGACCUCGGUGGCUCUGGUCAGCUAUCCGCAGUCGGGCAAUGCUUGGACAAGACAUCUGAUUGAGAAAGCUACAGGAAUCUAUACAGGUACUACAUAUAGUUCGGAAAAGAACAACGCCAAAAUAUCAAAACAUUUUCCAGGGAAUAAAGUAGAUUACAGGGCAGGUCGGGUUAUCUGCGCCAAGACCCACCGGUACGAACCGAGACACAUCCGGGAAUUCGAAGCUGCCAUAUUAUUAUUACGUCAUCCUUUCCAGUCGAUCCUUUCCGAAGCUUACCGACAGCAUAUCUUGAAGCCGACGAUGACCGAAACAGAAAGGGAUACUGCACUCAAGAGUCACAGAUUCAGGGCCUUUGUCCAGGGUGAAAGUUUACGCUGGAGAAACAUCGCCCUGAGGUGGCUGGAACUUGCCAGGAGCACCUACGUCAUACACUAUUCGGAUCUGAUGUCGAACCCGAAUCAAACCCUCGAGAAACUGGUCCGGUAUCUGAACAUCCCGGUUCGACAGGACCGGCUGGAGUGCGCCCUCACGCAGUAUCCGCCACUGUUGACGGGUGAAGAAAGGACAGAAAGAUUGCACCGUCAAAGGGUGUACAUGACCGAGAUCCCUUACACGCAGAUGCUGGAGAGUACAGUCAUGGAGUAUGUGGUAGAUGUGAAUAUCAGUCUUAUGAUGAACAGACAGAAGCCGUUUCCAUGGAACUUCACCCUCGAUUGGUACUAAACCAACAACCGAAUAAACAGUUUUAAGGUUUAAGAGAAAUUGCAUCACCAAAUGACCGACAGUCGUUACACGCAGAUAUUAGAGAGCACAGUCAUGGAAUACAUAGUGAAAGUGAAAAUCAGUCUUAUGAUGAACAGACAGAAGCCGUUUCCUUGGAACUUCACCCUUGAUUGGGACUAAACAGAUGAGGAAAUAACUUUUUGCAAUCCAGUGUUGACGCCCUCUAAGUUCGUCGGGAUUCUUGCUGAACGACCCGAAGGCAAUGACAAAUGCCACCCGCUUGCAUGUCUUGACAUCGGUUGCUUCAAUUAGGUCCUGAGAUUGUUUUACCCGGAAACUAAUCCCGCAACUAAUGCAUUGGGCAUACAACCGAUGAGCGUAUUGUCAGGAAAAGACACAAUUUUGCAACAUAGGAAUGACUAGGUCCUCACCAAAAUCUGUAACCAUUGUCCACAUCAAAAUAAAUUUUGGACCAUUGAUUGAGGAUUGUUGGAAAAUCAUAAAUCGAUCAUGGACAUUUUUUUUAAUCAUGAUGAUGAUCAGAAGAAUCUCAGCGGAGAUAUUGAUGAAAAGAUCAAUGACUGUAUUCGUUGAUAAAC
This is a messenger RNA of Lytechinus variegatus (green sea urchin), 1792 nucleotides long. RefSeq names its product WSC domain-containing protein 1-like. The record is from RefSeq and is a predicted model, not a curated record. The transcript is spliced from 5 exons. NCBI's taxonomy places the organism in Eukaryota, Metazoa, Echinodermata, Echinoidea, Temnopleuroida, Toxopneustidae. Bases 207 to 1193 code for a protein of 328 amino acids.